Molecule: messenger RNA, 1377 nt
Organism: Sparassis crispa
Lineage: Eukaryota; Fungi; Basidiomycota; Agaricomycetes; Polyporales; Sparassidaceae
Exons: 6
Coding region: 1-1377 (458 amino acids)
Biological process (GO): protein polyubiquitination
Molecular function (GO): metal ion binding; ubiquitin protein ligase activity
Source: RefSeq, a predicted model, not a curated record
AUGGCCUCGAGACGGGAUCGAUUCAAGACCAAACUCUGCAGAAAUUUUGCUCUCGGUCACUGUCCUCAGGGAUCCCAGUGCAAGUAUCUCCACACCAUGGCCCCACCUAUGUUAUCCCCCACUUUGCCUAUUACUCAAUUUAUGUAUCCGUCGUUGAACCAAAGCGAACACAAUAUUCCAUACCGUCUUGCCCUCCCAAUGUCCCCUCCUACCGUUCAAUGGAUGGCGACAUCACCAUCCGCUCAUAGCUCGGAGAUGGUUCCUUAUAAUUGGGUUUAUUCCUCUGCUCCAUACAACCCUGCCCUCCAGGCUCCUCGUACUGCGGCUGUGCAAUACAGGCCUUUGUCGUGGAGGACGACACUUUGCAGACACUUCGCCAAGAACAGAGGAUGGUGCCCUCUCGGCGACGACUGCAAUUAUAUACAUGACUUGGCGUUGGCAGAUAUCGCUCUCGAGGACGUGAGGUUCCCCUCCCGCGACAACUCUAAUGGGGCCCUCGCGAGCGGCGGUGUUGGUAGGGGGAAGGCCGGUACAAAGCACAGUCACUGUUGGGCAUACGUGCAAGGACUCUGCCACGUCAAGGACUGCCCAUACCUUCAUCCCCUCGCUGUACAUCUCUUUGUUCGUCACACUCCGUGCCUCGCAUGGCCUAACUGUCAGAAGGGCGUGCUGUGCCCCUACAAGCACCCGGAACCGGUCAUACCCAAAGUCCACGCGCUGCCUGUUGCCGUAGAGUCUCCGACUCAUAUGCAACCUCUCAGCCCAGUCGAUUCGACCUUGCCUCCUGUGUACCAAUACAAUGGUACCACGUACUUCCCAUACCCGCCGCAAGGUCCUGUCUCACCGUCACAGCUUGAGCCUUCUCGCGCUUGGCCUCGCACUUAUGAGCCUUGGCGUCAACCCUACAUCGCGCUCUCCCAGUCAAGGAAUUACGGUCACACUUCGCCUGAAGUGCGCCCAUGGCGAGACCGUCCCAUCUACGAGGUUGGGCCUCCGCCUGCACCCGUCAGUUUUCAGCCCCGCGCGUAUACGCCUCCCUUCGCUCCUCCUGUUCAAGAUGUUAUUCAAGCCGCCCCUAGCUCACAGUCCGCCUUAGAAUAUCAGCCAGCUGUCGAGUCUGCGGGCCCGCCCAUUACUGCACCACAUGAGUUUCCGUAUGUACCGCCCAAGAAUCAGCGUUCCGGACAUGCUCGGCGCGUCAGUGUCGCACUGAAGAGCAAAGAAGACUCGGAUGCCCUCUUCCUCGUUGACCCAGUUUCCAGUGAAAGGGAGAGCUGGAAGACUCACGGAGAUCGCUUAAGCCACAGGAGCUGGGCCCCGUCGUCGACUACAGUGGACCCUCCACCGACCCCGCCCUCGCUGCAAUUGAUUUACUAG